AUGUACUAUCAACUUACAUCGAAAACGUAUUGCUAUUAUUUAUCUCAAAUCAUGAAGUGGGAUAGUUUUGUUGAUGUGAUUCAAAAAAUCUCUGCUGGAACAUCGAUUUUCCUGAAUCUCGUUCUAACUUUUCUAAUCAUUAAAAAAUCGCCAAAACAACUUGGAUCAUAUAAAUAUUUGAUGAUUUAUAUUUCAUGGUUCGAAAUUUUAUAUUCAAUUAUUGAUGUUGUUAUUUCUCCAAUCAUGUUUUCCGACAGUUCUCUUGUAGUUGUUAUGAUACACAAAACCGCUUUCUUGAAUAGGAAAUCAUAUUGGAUUUCCCUUAUUCUAGUUGCUAUUUAUUGUGCAUGUUUUGGAACAUCAAUGGGAAUGUUUGGUAUUCAUUUUAUCUAUAGAUAUUUGGUCUCAAAUGGUUCGAACUAUCUUAAAACAUUUGAUGAUUAUCGAAUUAUAUUCUGGAUGUUAUUUCCAGUCGCGUCAGGAAGUAUUUGGGGAUCAAUCUGUUAUUUUAUGUUAGCUCCGUCGGAUGCUAUGAAUCAAAGAUUAAGCAAAAAAGUUAUGCUAACUUUUGGUUGGGAAAUUGAAGAUGUUGCGUAUCUCGGCCCAUAUUUUUAUCAAAUCCAACCCGAUGGAUCAUAUAUUAUUGAUAUAUCUUCAGUUUUAGGUGUUGGAAUUGCAUGGCUAUUUCUAUUUUCAUCUCUCAUCGCAAUUUUCUAUUGUGGAAUCCGAUGUUAUUUGAACUUGACUCAAGUGAUGAAUAUUAAAACAAAUGACAAAAAUGUUUCAAAAAAUUUCAAAAAUCUGCAAGCCCAAUUAUUUAACGCAUUAGUUACUCAAACUGCAAUUCCAGUUAUAUUAAUGCAUAUUCCACUUUCAAUUGUAAUUUUAUUUUCAUAUAUUGACAAGGAUUUAGGAACUUUAAGUGGAAUAUCAUCAAUUACAAUUGCAUUAUUUCCAGCGUUGGAUCCACUUCCAUCAAUGUUUAUAAUUCAAAAUUAUCGGAAAACUAUAUUUGGUCUUUUUAAAAUCACAAAAGUUAUAAGUAUUAACAAAAAAUGA
Molecule: messenger RNA, 1059 nt
Organism: Caenorhabditis angaria
Lineage: Eukaryota; Metazoa; Nematoda; Chromadorea; Rhabditida; Rhabditidae
Source: the annotation of a GenBank genome assembly